AUGAAGCCAGAGUCGAGGCAGGCCCUGUGCCACGUGGCAGUGGCUGGCUGCCUCUGCGUUGCCACCGUCUACUCGGGCGUGUUCGACGGCGUCUUCGUGGAGGUGGGCCAUGAGCACUAUGCGGAAGUGCCUGUGGCCAGCCUCCCUGCCGCCCUGGCCAUGCCCUUCAACUCGCUGGUGAACUUGGCCUACGUGCUGCUGGGUGUGUACUGGCUGCGGAGGGACGCCGGUGACGCGGGACGCUCCGUGGGGCAGCGGCGGGCUGGCUACCUGAAGGACGUGUUUGCCGCCAUGGCCCUGCUCUACGGCCCCGUGCAGUGGCUGCGCAUCUGGACGCAGGCGCGGCCUGCCGCUGUGCUGGACCAGUGGCUCACGUUGCCCAUUUUCGCGUGGCCGGUGGCCUGGUGCCUCUGCCUGGAUGGGGGCUGGAGGCCCUGCCGGCUCCUCGUCAUCGAGGGCCUCUCCCUGUCCAGCUACGGCCUGGCUCUGCUGCAUGCCCAGGGCUUUGAGGUUGCGCUGGGGGUUCACGUGGCAGCUGCCGUGGGCCAGGCCCUCCGCACCCACAGGCAGUCUGGCAGUGCCUCCUCGGCCACCUACUUAGCCCUGGGAGUGCUCUCCUGCCUGGGCUUUGUGGUCCUCAAGCUGUGUGACCACCACCUUGCACGCUGGCGUCUCUUCCAGCGCCUCACUGGCCACUUCUGGUCCAAGGUCUGCGACGUGCUCCAGUUCCACUUCGCGUUCUUGUUCCUGACGGAUGUAACCACUCGCCGGAGAGUCCCUCCUGCGGGGAAGAUGCGUUAGUGUGGAAAAAGCUGCCUAAUACCUGGGACUCCCAGUCUCUCAACAGUGUUAGGCGUCCUGGGUGUGACAGUAUAGGAUGGGCACAGAGACUGGCCUUCCCGUAGAAGUCGCAGGUGUCACGUUGAGGGGAGAAGUGCUAUGAUUUCUGCAACUCACUGUCAAAGACGUGAAGCUGAGAUCUGGGUGAAGGGGAUGUGGGUGCCUGUCAUACCCUGUGUGUCACUUUUCUGUAGCUGGAAAUGUUUCAAAAU
This is a messenger RNA of Carlito syrichta (Philippine tarsier), 1052 nucleotides long. It is a transcript of the gene TMEM187, whose product is annotated as transmembrane protein 187. NCBI's taxonomy places the organism in Eukaryota, Metazoa, Chordata, Mammalia, Primates, Tarsiidae. The coding region runs from base 1 to 801 and encodes 266 amino acids. Gene Ontology annotation, cellular component: transport vesicle. The record is from RefSeq and is a predicted model, not a curated record. The transcript has a single exon.